AUGGGGAGUAAAUCACCUGAGACGGAACAUCCUGUUAAGGCCUUGGGCUACGCCGCUAGAGACACUUCUGGCGUACUCUCCCCCAUUAACUUCUCCCGAAGGGAAACAGGGGAUGAAGACGUGAGGUUCAAAGUGUUGUACUGUGGAGUCUGUCACUCUGAUCUUCACUCUGUUAAGAAUGAAUGGCACAACGCCAAGUAUCCCAUGAUCCCUGGCCAUGAGAUUGUGGGUGUGGUGACUGAAGUGGGAAGCAAGGUCAAAAAAGUCAAAGUAGGAGACAAAGUGGGGGUGGGUUGUAUGGUCGGGUGUUGCCAUUCAUGCGAUCAAUGUGGUGCAGAUCAAGAGCAAUACUGCCCAAAAAUGGUACAAACAUACAAUGACUCUUCUAUGGUAACCUACGGUGGUUACUCUGACCACAUGGUAGCCAACGAACACUUCAUCGUCACAUGGCCCAAAGACUACCCACUUGAUGGUGGUGCGCCGCUUCUAUGCGCUGGAAUCACUGUUUACAGCCCGAUUCGAUACUAUGGGCUCGAUAAACCUGGGAUGCAUGUUGGUGUGGUUGGGCUUGGUGGGUUGGGUCAUGUAGCUGUUAAGUUUCUUAAAGCUCUUGGUGUUAAGGUUACUGUGAUCAGCACAAGUCCCAAGAAAAAAGAAGAAGCGAUUAACACUUUUGGCGCUGAUUCUUUCUUGGUGAGCCGGGAUCAAGCCGAGAUGCAGAGUGGUGUGGGUUCUUUGGAUGGAAUUAUUGACACUGUUUCUGCUGAUCAUCCUCUUGUGCCUUUGAUUGCUCUGUUAAAGCCUAACGGUAAACUGGUUUUGGUUGGUGGUCCAACCAAGCCGUAUGAGCUACCUGCUUUCCCUUUGCUUUUUGGUAGGAAGAUGGUGGGAGGAAGUUUGAUAGGAGGGAUAAAGGAGACACAGGAGAUGAUUGAAUUUGCAGCUAAACAUAAUAUAACGGCAGCGAUUGAACUCAUUCCCAUUGAAUAUAUCAACACUGCAAUGGAGCGUCUUGCAAAAGCUGAUGGAAAAGAACUGAGUUGUAUAAUCUUUUUCUCUGCUUCGAAAAUUAACCUUGAGGUUUCAAAAUCAGAAGGUACAUACAAAGUAGUUUCAAAAAUCGGAAGGCACGAAGAAAUCAGCUUCAAAAAUAGGAGGAACAAGAAAAUCAAGUUCUAAUUUCUGAACGUACAAACAAACCAAUUUAUGUUUUUCCUUCUAGAUGCAUUGAGCAACAAUCUAUGGAUUGUCAAUCCUUCUUUGAGGUUUAAAAGUUUCUGAUUUCAUAUUUUUUUUGAAGUUUCAUAAAAUCAGAAGGUACCUUUUUUAUUUAUGUUUUUUUUAUAUAGAAGCGA
Molecule: messenger RNA, 1355 nt
Organism: Lactuca saligna
Lineage: Eukaryota; Viridiplantae; Streptophyta; Magnoliopsida; Asterales; Asteraceae
Source: the annotation of a GenBank genome assembly